CAUGUUUAUGUAGUGUAUAUUGGAGGUUGCGAGCCGAAUGCCAUGAAAUUUCAUUUUCAUGUAUGCCGAUUAGUAUAAGCUGACAAUAAAGAUAUUCUAAGUUUUAAAUUCCCUCCAUCCUGGCCCAGGUCUGAAGGGAGAAAGGCCUGGCAAGAGGUGGGACGAGCUUGAGUCUCCUCUCCCUCUUUAACAGGGCUUGGGUGUUUCCGCAUCCCCCUUUAUUUCUUAGCCUGGUGGAGUGUGUUGUGAGAAAGCGAUCAAUGAUCAGUGAAGAGAAUUAAUUUCUAAACAAGGAAACCCAGAAAAUCAAUAGAUACCUAGAACAGUAAGAAAACUUUUGCAGAAAGUUAUUAAAUUUAGGAGCUUUAUUUAAAAACUCAUUUGUGAUUUCCUUUUCUGUUAUGAAAACUCUAUACAUACAUAUGUGUCAGGCAGGAAAUAUUAAAUUAGCAGUGUCAUUUGUAAAGUAGGUUCUUGUUGCUGCAGUUGCUUUGUGACAAAUAAUACCUUUGAACAGAAAAGGGUGGCCUGAAUUGCUUGUGUAUUUUACCAGUGUCACUAUUUAGCAAGGGUACAAUAACUACGAGCAAUAGAUUUCUUCUGAGAAAUCAAAACCUAUUAAAGCUUCCCCUAAUUCUUAUGUUGUAUUAUAAGGAUGCAAAGGAUUUGUUGCAUUGUUAUUGACAUAUAGUAUACUUAGUCAGCGCAGAAGCCUUAUUCAAUGUAGGGGCAUCAGCAGGAGGUCUUACAUAUUUAUACAAUAUGUACAAUGUUUCAAAAAUUAAAAGGUUUCCCAAUACGAUGAGUUUCAGAACAUGUAGGGUGACAGUUAAUAUUCUAUUCAAAAUACAGGACUUCCAGAUUGGAAGCAUGGCACUAUCUUUUCCAAGAGCUGUGAUUUACAAGGGAUAUAAAUUAAGGCAAUCCUGCGCAGAAGUCCAUUAAUCUUGCUUCUGUAUUGCAUCAAGAUACUUGAUAUACUAUACUAUAGAAUAAUACAGUAAAGGAGAAAGUCAACCUUCAGUGACAUUAACAAAAGGAAGAGGAUUCACACAUUCUCAUCAUUCAAUCUACAUGUUCAGGAUGCCAGGCAUCUUACGCUGCUUCUGACAAACUGACAAAGUGGAAGGGUAGCUGGUAUUGUAUAACAUUAUCUUAUUUUAAUUUUUAGAAAUGAGUUGCACAAUUGAGAAGGCCCUAGCUGAUGCCAAAGCGUUAGUGGAGCGACUAAGAGAGCAUGACACUGCAGCAGAAGCUCUCAUUGAACAAACUACCGAUCUCAACAAACGAGUGGAAGCAAUGAAACAGUACCAGGAAGAAAUUCAAGAACUUAACGAAGUAGCAAGACACAGGCCUCGGUCUUCCUUGGUCUUAGGUAUCCAGCAGGAAAAUAGACAGAUCAGAGAACUACAACAAGAAAAUAAAGAACUCCGAACAUCUCUCGAAGAACAUCAGUGUGCCUUGGAGCUAAUAAUGAGCAAAUAUAGAGAACAGAUGUUUAGAUUGCUCAUGGCCAGCAAAAAAGACGAUCCGGGUAUAAUAAUGAAGUUAAAGGAACAGCACUCCAAG
Messenger RNA from Thamnophis sirtalis, 1569 nucleotides. The record is from RefSeq and is a predicted model, not a curated record. Lineage: Eukaryota; Metazoa; Chordata; Lepidosauria; Squamata; Natricidae.